Messenger RNA from Pomacea canaliculata, 836 nucleotides. Its product is annotated as peptidyl-glycine alpha-amidating monooxygenase B-like. The transcript is spliced from 8 exons. The coding region runs from base 325 to 807 and encodes 160 amino acids. Gene Ontology annotation, molecular function: copper ion binding; oxidoreductase activity, acting on paired donors, with incorporation or reduction of molecular oxygen, reduced ascorbate as one donor, and incorporation of one atom of oxygen. NCBI's taxonomy places the organism in Eukaryota, Metazoa, Mollusca, Gastropoda, Architaenioglossa, Ampullariidae. Gene Ontology annotation, cellular component: extracellular region. The record is from RefSeq and is a predicted model, not a curated record.
ACAGCGAAGACAUAUUCAUUCAAAGGUAGAACACAAGCUGGAUAGCCGGUGUGUUUGUUGAGUUAGUAAAUCACGCACAAGUCGCGCUGGUAGCCGCUACCUGCAGGGAGAGAAGCCAUAGGAAGAAGGAAAUGUGAGUGCUUUCCCUUGGACAACAUUGAUGAACGUCCGUCAACGUGACAAGGUAUCAUUUGAGUAUCGUCACGUUCUGUGCUAAUCGUCGCUGUCUGAUCAGCAUAGAAGGAAGGUCGCUGUUUUCGGAACAUGUGUUUGAUCAGAAUUUUGGCCUAGACAGACCAUCUCUGCCACUUUAGGUCAUCUAAGAUGCUGAUGGUGAAAUGUGUUCUGCUGCUGGUCUGCACCACAAUAGUGCUGUCAGCCUCCAUUAUUUCUGCAGGCACCUCUGGUGAGACGAUCAUGGAUAUUAAAAUGAAGGGAGCGAAGCCAGAAGAACCUGAUGGUUAUAUCUGUACCAGUUAUGAGGUUCCAUACGAUGAAGCCUAUAUCAUAAAGUACGAGGCAAUGGCAGAUGCAGAUACAGCCCAUCACAUACUGAUGUAUGGAUGUGAUGGCGCAGCUUACAGUCAAGCUGACACAUGGAAUUGUCCUGCAAUGUGCAAUGAUAUGGCAUCACAGAAAAUUAUAUUUGCAUGGGCCAAGAAUGCUCCCCCAGCAGUGCUACCACAAGGUGUUGGUUUUAAAGUGGGUAGGAAGUCCACUAUUAAAACUAUUGUCCUACAAAUUCAUUACGCUAAAUCUUUCAGCAAGAUGAACAGCCUGAUCAGUCAGGUAUACGUGUACACCUGACUGAAGUACGGCAGCCAUAUAUGGCUGGA